Molecule: messenger RNA, 977 nt
Organism: Arabidopsis lyrata subsp. lyrata
Lineage: Eukaryota; Viridiplantae; Streptophyta; Magnoliopsida; Brassicales; Brassicaceae
Product: B3 domain-containing protein At5g60130
Exons: 2
Molecular function (GO): DNA binding
Source: RefSeq, a predicted model, not a curated record
CUCUGUUUUGGGUUUUUGUUUUCUGGUUGCUUGAAACUUGUAGAAACUUUUCAGGUACUACCCAUUUCUUUCAACAGCUGUUUACCAAAGCCUUUGCCUGAAACUGUAACUGUUAGAAGCAUUUAUGGAAAGGUUUGGAAAUUGGUGUUGAGGAAAUGUGGUAGUGAAGUUGAGAGCUUUGUUAUGGUUAAUGGUUGGAAGAGCUUUGUGAAGGACGAAGAUUUGAAGGGAGGAGAUUUCUUGGAGUUUGAGUUUGAUGGCUCUCGGCUCUUCAAUUUCUGUAUCUACGAGCAUGGGACAUUGUGUAAAAGGAUAAGAAGAAGCUCAGAGCAAAGCGAGGAGAUCAAAAUGGAAUCUGAUAGUGAUGAAAAAAAUCAGGCUAGUGGUGACGUUCUAUCUCUUGAUGAGGAUGAUGAUGAUUCUGAUUAUAACUGUGCUGAAGACAAUGAUAGUGAUGAAGAUGAUGUCGAGAAAGAUGAUAAUGAUGGUGAUGACUAUGUUGUUGAUAAUGAUGUUGAUGAUGUUCCUGUUGAAGAUGAUGAUGAUGUUGAGGCUUUUGAUUCUCAUGCUGAGGCUGAUGAUGAUGAUGACGAUGAAAGACAGUAUCUGGAUGAUCGCGAGAACCCGUCUUUUACUCUGACCCUUAAUCCGAAGAAGAAAAGCCAACUGCUCAUCCCAGCUCGGGUUAUCAAAGACUAUGACUUGCACUUCCCUGAGAGUAUCACUCUCGUCGAUCCACUUGUCAACAAAUUUGGGACAUUGGAGAAAAAGAUCAAGAUUCAGACGAAUGGCAGUGUGUUUGUCAAGGGAUUUGGCAGUAUCAUCAGAAGGAAUCAAGUGAAGACAACGGAUAAGAUGAUGUGUGAGAUCAAGAAGACUGGUGAUAAUAACCUGGUUCAAACAAUCAAGAUUCACAUUAUCAGUGGAUGAUCAUUCAUAUAUAUCUAUCUUCAGUGACUAUUGUGUUGUAUUGAGUU